Haliotis rubra (blacklip abalone) is the source of this 1218-nucleotide messenger RNA. Its product is annotated as tigger transposable element-derived protein 4-like. The coding region runs from base 1 to 1218 and encodes 405 amino acids. Lineage: Eukaryota; Metazoa; Mollusca; Gastropoda; Lepetellida; Haliotidae. Gene Ontology annotation, molecular function: DNA binding. Gene Ontology annotation, cellular component: nucleus. The record is from RefSeq and is a predicted model, not a curated record. The transcript has a single exon.
AUGAAGUCAGUUCAAAUUUCGGGUCCCAUGCUGCAAGCUAAGGCUAAAGAAUUUGCAAACCAGCUUGGGAGAGAUGACUUUAAAGCUUCAAACGGUUGGUUGGAUACUUUUAGAAAAAGACAUAAUAUUAAGUUUUCAACAGGUCAGGGAUUUGUUUAUGAUCCCCCAGAAAACAUUCCACUAGGAAGCAUAUACCCCUUAGAAUUGAUGGAUGAUAGUGCAAAUGAAAAAGUGAAGCCCAAAAAGAGAAAAAAAGAGAAGGUUUGUAAAAGAAAAGACUUGACUAUUGAGGAAAAGGUUCAACUCAUCUUCCAAAGUGAAGGGAAGAGCCAAAGACAAUUAGCAACGAUGUUUGGCGUUGGAAAAUCACAGGUUCACUCCAUCCUUAGGAGAAAGGAUGAAAUUGUGGAAACGUAUAGCAGAACAGGCAAAGGGGGCAUGAAACGUUUGAACCACAGAGCAGAGAAUGAUGACGUGAACAGACUGACAUGGCAGUGGUUCCAGGAAGCUCACACUAGGGGCGAGGUUCAACUCACUGGAGUUCUGGUACAGGCAAAAGCAAGGGAGAUUGCGAAACAGUUGGGCAGAGAUGAUUUCAAGGCCUCAAAUGGCUGGCUGGACAGCUUCAGAAGAAGAAACAAUAUUGUUACCAAUGAACAGAAGAAUCUUGUGAUUUGUGAUGAAAAGGAUAUUUUGUCUUGGAGAGAUAAGCUGCCAGAGUACACAAGGGAGUAUGAGGCAAAGGAUGUGUUCAGUGUGAGCGAGACAGUUUUAUUUUUCACCAGUAUGCCAGAACAGGUUGUAGAUGCAGCUCAGUAUCAGAUCAAGAAGAGGUUCCAGAGUCAGAAUGUGUCUGUAGUCAUGUGUUGCAAUAUCCUGGGAGAAUUCGAAACUCCUGUUGUGAUAGGAAAGCAGGAAAAGACUGAAGGAGAUAUACCAUCAGAUGUGCCUGUGACCUGGAGAUGGAGCACGAGCACGUGGUCAACAGUUGAGUUCUUCACUGAAUGGGUUGUGUCUCUGGACCAGAGGAUGGGAGAACAGGGAAGGAAGAUUGUAUUGUUUGUGGACCGGACACCUCCAGAUGCUACUGAGAUCAUUCUUGAGAAUGUUCAAAUGGUAUGUCCUCCAACUUACUCCAUCCGGCUCCAGCCAUUGUGUCAUGGAGUGGUGGAUGCAUUUAGCGCAACUACCAGAAACGUAUGCUGUCAGCCCUUCUGA